This is a messenger RNA of Orussus abietinus, 2307 nucleotides long. RefSeq lists its product as uncharacterized. The coding region runs from base 533 to 2227 and encodes 564 amino acids. NCBI's taxonomy places the organism in Eukaryota, Metazoa, Arthropoda, Insecta, Hymenoptera, Orussidae. The transcript is spliced from 9 exons. The record is from RefSeq and is a predicted model, not a curated record.
GUAGGUUUAAAUUGGGUGUAAACCAGUUAAACUUCGGUUAACUCGAGUUGUAGAACCGGGCCUUAGAACGUGAACAAAAUGAUUGUUGUAAACUAAGCUAUAAGAAAUGUUUGUCAAGUAUUAUCUAUAUAUUCAGUAAUCUUAGAGUUUAUAUGCUUAUUCCUUUUUGCAUUUCUUAUGAGAAACAACGUCUUUUGAUUAUAUAUUGGUGUAUUUCAUUUCAUAUUGACAUUCACCGUAUUCAUUUUAAUCCAACGUAUUUAUAUUUCCCACCACUUUUUAGAUCUGGUGAUUUCUAGUAAUUUGUUGUACUGAUUCUGGUGGUCAUUUUUUCACGAUUGGCGAUCCUGUCAAUCAGAAUCGAACCAGUUUGUUAUGAUUCCCGGUUAAUAUGGUUUACAAAAUUUGUCAGAAUAUUAAUUUUUAAAAAUAUAGUAAUGCAGAAUUUAAAAGUCCUAAUUGAUCAGAAAUAGAUAUACAAUUCAUCAGUAAUUAAUUGCUUAAAGAUACGGUUAAAAUUACGAACGAUCUGAUGGAUACCUUUGCUUGGACUGAUCAAUUAAAGUGCCCAUCCUAUCUUUGUACAAAUGAGAUAAAAAGGCGCCUUAAUAAAGGAAUAUUAGGUUUAUUAUGGGAAGAUAUUUCUGGUACAUUGUUUCCUGCCAAUGAAGUACUACAAGCACGGAAAAAUCUCCUCUUAUACAAAUUAAAGAAUGAACCCGAUGAUCCCCUUAUACAAAGUGUCAAGAAGAUCGUUCAUUUAUCAACAGAAAGAGAGAAACUCGGUAAACAAAUUGUUACAUCUGAAAAUAUGUGUGAAUCUCACGAUUAUACAUUACGAAGAAAAGAACAACAGUUAAAAAAGAUUAAAUCUACGAGGCAUUCGACACAAGUAAAAAAAGAUUUACUGAAAAUGAAGUAUAAUCAGAUGUGCGAACAAGUUCGAGACUGCGAACAGAUGAAUUUAGUUUGCAAGCAUUUAAUGCCACCCUUGGGAAAUAGCAUAGAACAAACUCUCUUUAAAAAUUGCUUAACGUUAGUGAGUACAUUAUCAUCUGGUGGAAACAGGAAACAUGUAUGGAGAACAAUAUCGGAGACUCUGUCUCCAAUUAAAAUGGGCGCUUUGUGGACUACUUUAUUAGAAAAUUGUUCAAAAGAUGCAGAUGAAUUCAUACGCUUAAGAGUAACAGUUCCAGAAAGAAAUGUUGCUUGUGAACAUAGGGAAAAUAUUGAUGUUGGCUUAGCCCGAAUUAGCGGCCAGCACAUAUCUUCUGUAGGUAGGAAAUUAAUACAUGAUGCUGACACUUGUACUCAAAAGCAGCAAACAAUGGAAUAUAUUUAUUUAAUCGAGAAUGCAGAGACUAAUCUUAUGGAGAUUGAAGAAUGGUUAUCGGUAACAUUGGAAGUUCGAAAGUUAGAACUGAUGCAAGAAAGACUGCAAGAGGAAGUAAAUGAAAUUAGUGAAGCUGUCAACGAAAGAAGAGAAUUAACGGUUGAACUCGCACACAUAGUAUCCGAAAUUCAAAACGUUGAUGUACAAAUUAAAGAACACGUUGAAGAGGUACAACAUUCAUUGAUGCUAUUAAAGACAGCCGGAUCACUAAUCGAUACAACUAAAGAGGAACUCCAGAAUAAAUUACAAAACAUUAUGGCUUUACGGACAAAAUAUCAGGAUGCAAAAUGGUUAGAUAUUAAUCUCAGUGCUGAACUCAUCGAAUUUUAUGACAAUAUGGAUAUCGCAGCAGUGCGAAAGAUAAUAUUAGGUGGAAAUAUCGGAGCAUACAGACACUCAACAUGCUGCAUCGGUAAUGCACCAAUUUCAACCAUAGUUCCACAAUAUUCAAAUAAUGUGUCUCGUUUCCCAAUGAUCCUUGCACCGAUCCAUCAUUUGAUACAGUGUCAUCACGAUUUAAUGACAAACGCUUUGUUAAAGAGAUAUGAGAAUCACGAAUCAAGUUUUACAGAAGAAGAAUUAAUUGAACCGAUAUCUCCAGAAGAACAGUCUGAUAAGAGUUGCAGUGCCAUGGAACUGUUAAAUAUAGUAGAUUUGACUUGUGACAAUAUACAUGAUCAGAUUCAGCAAUUCAAUUCCAUCUCGACUGAAUGGGCAAACCAGUCAGUACAACAGAUUUUGAUACAUGAACAUAGAUCAAUUAACGGUGUUACCUUUAAGGAGUGGUUGCAACGCUACAACACUUUAGUGUAUAUGCUACACAAAUGUAAAUAACUAAUUGCUUUCGCAUUACGUGCAUACGACAUAAAAAUGGACAUGGCUUUGAUAAUGUAAUAAAUUUUGUAUCCAACCGA